This is a messenger RNA of Balaenoptera acutorostrata (minke whale), 966 nucleotides long. RefSeq names its product olfactory receptor 10AD1-like. Gene Ontology annotation, molecular function: olfactory receptor activity; G protein-coupled receptor activity. The transcript has 2 exons. The record is from RefSeq and is a predicted model, not a curated record. Bases 1 to 966 code for a protein of 321 amino acids. Gene Ontology annotation, biological process: G protein-coupled receptor signaling pathway. Gene Ontology annotation, cellular component: membrane. NCBI's taxonomy places the organism in Eukaryota, Metazoa, Chordata, Mammalia, Artiodactyla, Balaenopteridae.
AUGGAGUUAAAACCUCAGGACCUAAGGAAUGGCAGCAUGGUGACAGACUUUCUCCUUGUGGGCUUUGAGCAGAGCUCCCCUUCCACUCGGGCAUUGCUCUUUGCCCUCUUCCUAGCCCUCUACAGCCUUGCCAUGGCCAUGAAUGGCCGCAUCAUCUUCAUCACCUGGACAGACCCCAGGCUCAACAGCCCUAUGUACUUCUUCCUUGGCCACCUGUCCUUCCUGGAUAUCUGCUUCAUCACCACCACCAUCCCACAGAUGCUGAUCCACCUGAUGGUGAAGAACCAUAUUGUCUCCUUUGUCUCUUGCAUGACCCAGAUGUACUUGGUCUUCUGUGUGGGUGUGGCUCAGUGCAUCCUCUUGGCUUUCAUGGCCUAUGACUGUUAUGUUGCUAUCUGCCACCCACUUAGCUAUGCCCAGAUCAUGAGCCAGCAGGUCUGUGUGAGGCUGGUGAGUACUGCCUGGUUCUUCGGGCUGAUCAAUGGCAUCUUUCUUGAGUAUAUGUCAUUCCAGAAUCCCUUCUGCAGAGACAACCACAUGGAAAACUUCUGCAAGGCCCCCAUAGUGAUCACCCUCUCUUGUGGAGACCCCCAGUUUAGUCUGAGAGUCAUCUUUGCCGAUGCCAUCGUGGUGCUGCUCAGCCCCAUGGUGCUCAUUGUCAUCUCUUAUGCCCGCAUCCUGGCCUCCAUCCUGGGCAGAGCCUCCUCCUCUGGUCUGGGGAAGACCUUCUCUACUUGUGCCUCCCAUCUGACUGUGGUCAUUUUUCUCUACACCUCAGCCAUGUUCUCUUACAUGAACCCCCGCAGCACACACGGUCCUGACAAAGACAAGCCUUUCUCUCUCCUCUACACCCUCAUCGCCCCCAUGUGCAACCCCAUCAUCUACAGUUUUCAAAAUAAAGAAAUGAAAGGGGCCAUGGUGAGGGCCCUUGGGAGGAGCAGCCUUUCCCAGGCAGAGUCUGUCUAG